Messenger RNA from Nasonia vitripennis (jewel wasp), 1897 nucleotides. It is a transcript of the gene Aatf, whose product is annotated as protein AATF. Gene Ontology annotation, cellular component: nucleolus; nucleus. The record is from RefSeq and is a predicted model, not a curated record. The transcript is spliced from 2 exons. Gene Ontology annotation, biological process: regulation of transcription by RNA polymerase II. Bases 121 to 1758 code for a protein of 545 amino acids. NCBI's taxonomy places the organism in Eukaryota, Metazoa, Arthropoda, Insecta, Hymenoptera, Pteromalidae.
UAUUGUCACGCCGCUUCGUUCGCGCGGGUUGGGUUAUGUUUGUGCGACACAUUCUUUCUCCGACACACGUGUGUUUAUCGAAUGGUGUCAGCCUAAAGUAUUUGUAAUUGUUCAACGAAAAUGUCGUCGAAGAAGAAGCCAGUGAGUCUCGCCGAAAAAAUCAGUAAUUUGGUCACCGCGGCACCUACGACUUUCGGCUCGGACGAUGAAGCCGAGGAGACGAAAGCGAAGGUAGUGGACUUCGACGACGAGAUCGACGAAAACGACGAUUUCGAAAACGAUUUCGGCAGUUCGAACAUCCGCAGGCGAAACGUUGCUCUUCUAGAGGACACUGACAAAAGGUACAAGGCCAAAAAGAUAUCCAAAAAGGACAUUUUCAAUCAAGAUGACAGCUCCGAGGCUGAGGGAAGCAUGGAGGAAGACGACGAAGAUGGCACAGAAGACAGUGCGGAUGAAGGGUCAGAUGGUGCAUCUGAUGUUGAUGGAGAGCAAGAAUCAGAAGAAGAAAACGAGAGUGAUGAUGAUGAGAAGUCAGACGAAAACGAAGACGACGACGAUGAUGAUGAGGAGGAGGAGGAGGAGGAGGAUGAAGAUGAAGAAUUAGAUUUUGAUGACAGCAUCGAUCUGUCUAAUCCUUUGAGGAGGAAUCGAGCUGACGAUAGAGGUAUCAAAACUAUGACUACUACAAAUGUUCGUGCAGAAAUAGAAAAAGGUAACUGCGUCAGAGAGCAGUUGAAGCUCUGGGAAAAUCUCUUGGAAAUGAGAAUAAAAUUACAAAAGUGUUUGGUGAGCAGCAAUAAAAUGCCGCAACACGAUAUAUACAAAGAUUACGCAUCCAAUGGUGAUUUUAAAAAGAACUGUAACGAUGCCAAGCAAAAAAUGAGUGGAUUGCUCAUCAAUCUAUUAGAUUUGCAAAGCAAUCUUCUAAAUAAUUUCCCCGAAACAAAGGGUAUUUUAAAGAACGACAGAAAGAGGAAAGCAAAUGAUGGAGAAAAAGUAUCCAAUGAUGAGGAUGAUAUGGAUGAGGAAAUUCCUUCUGACACGGAAGAUGAGAUGAAUGGUGAAGAAGAAGAAGAAGAAGAAGAGGAAGAGUCGGGAGAUUCAGAAGAAGAAAAAGUAGAAAAGAAAGGACCCCCUACAAAGAAAAUCAAACUAUCAGAGUUUGAAAAUAUUUUAGCCAAAAAUCACAAAGCGUAUACAGAGUACAGAAAUUCUGUAAUACAAAAGUGGAACGAUAAAACAAGGAUAGCAUCAGGUGUGAUAAGUAAAGGAGUAAAUCAGCCAGCUGUGAAGCAAAUAGAGUUUGCAUUAGCUAAUAAGGAGAAAUUACUGAAGAAAACACAGUUGAAGCGCUCGGAGUACGAUAUCAUUGGAAGAUCCGCAGUUUCCCUAGAGGACAAUGACGGACGGCGCGUCCAAGAGCACGAUACGGAAAUCUACGACGACGACGAUUUUUAUCACCAACUUCUGAGAGAGCUCAUCGAGUAUAAAUCAGCCGACAUAACGGAUCCGAUCCAGCUAAGUAAACAAUGGAUUCAGCUGCAAAAUAUGAGGAGCAAGAUGAAAAGGAAAAUAGACACCAGAGCCACGAAAGGCCGCAGAAUACGUUACAACGUACAUCAGAAGCUCGUCAACUUCAUGGCCCCGAUCACAGUAUUCGACACGUGGACAGACCACGCGAAAGACGAGCUUUACAGCUCGCUGUUUGGCAGAAUCAAGGCAGUGGGAGAGGAGUCGAAAGAAGCGAAGCCGACGUAGUAGAAAUCAUCGUUCGUACCAGGAAUCUUCGUUAUGAAUGUGAUAUAAUUUUUGUUAUGAUUUUUACAAAACACUAUACCAUACAUUUACGACAAUGUACAUGUAAAUAUGUUUAAUAAUAAUUAAUGUUUAGAACGAA